Chlamydomonas reinhardtii is the source of this 2111-nucleotide messenger RNA. RefSeq lists its product as uncharacterized. The transcript has a single exon. NCBI's taxonomy places the organism in Eukaryota, Viridiplantae, Chlorophyta, Chlorophyceae, Chlamydomonadales, Chlamydomonadaceae. The coding region runs from base 160 to 1068 and encodes 302 amino acids. Gene Ontology annotation, molecular function: zinc ion binding; nucleic acid binding. The record is from RefSeq and is a predicted model, not a curated record.
GUAAUGUGCGAAACAGUCUGACUGUCAGCCGCCCCUACUUCCGGCUAGCGAUAGUCGUAAUCACCAUCCAACAGGUUAUGAGCCCCGCGUAGUUGCGGCGGGUUGCGCUUUGUCGAGUAAAGACAAGAUAACCGAUAGGCUGUAGGCCAGUGAGCGCAAAUGAACGAUGAGGGGGGAGUCUGUGGAAAGCCGAUUAUGCUCGAGCAAAGCACGGCCCACAUUUGGUACUCUAAGUUAAGGAUUUAUCUUAACUGGAAGGAGCUGGGUCCGGCUAUCCGUGACGACGACGCGCCGGAGGCGAAGCAGCAGAAGGCGGUCGCCCUUAUCCUGAGCCAUGUGAGGCUGUCCGACCACUUCAUCUAUGAGGAGCUGCUAGAGACCCUGGAAGCGGAGAAGAAGGCCAACCCUACUGCCAAGCAGAACGAGGCGAAGCGCCUUGUGCAAGCGCUGAUGGUAUACUACAAGAAGCUGGCGGCUGGAAAUCACCGUCAGUGGGCAGCCGACCUGGGCAGCGUCAGGCUGGGAGCGAGCGAGCAGAUUAGCGAGCUCAUCCAGCGCAUUGCUGACAUGGUGGAGAGGCUGUGCUGGUCGGGAUGCCCGGGCUACACCAACGGCGACCGCGACAGGCUCGUCGUGUCGGCAGCAUUCAAUGCUCUGCCGCAGGAGUAUGCCAGCGUUGUGGCCAUUGCAGAGGAGUUCUACACGAGCACUGCCAGGUGGAGCGUGCCGGACGCGGAGUCGAGGCUCACGCGGUUCCAGAACACCCUGACCAGCGUGCGCGGUAGCAGCAGCAGUGGCGAGCCGUCAAUCCACUUUGUGCGCGGUGUGGGAGGCGGCCGUGGUGGCCGCGGAGGUCGCGGUGUGCGCAGCAAGGAGAACGUCCAGUGCCACAGGUGCCAGGGCUGGGGACACUACAAGAACGAGUGCCCAGAGCAGGCCGCUGAGGGCGGCGGUGGCAACCGGGGGCGCGGUGCACAUGUAGGCCGGGACAGCGGUGACCGGCGCAUGUUUGCGGUGAACGUGGACCAGGGAAACGGCCGGGGGCGCGGCCGGGGGGUCUGCGCCUAGUAGCGUUCGUAGGAGCAGAAGAUAUGCUGUGGAGCAUAGACUAUGGGAUUAUAUGAGCGCCCGGGAGGGGUUGCAUGAGACAUGAACAGUGCUGCGGUGCUGCAUGUGAUGUGAACGGCCACAUUGGGCUGUCGGUGCGAGUAAGGCAUCGUGAGUAUGUCGGUGCGAGUAAGGCAUCGUGAGUACGAUAUGCGUGCGAGUAUGACACGCGGUGUGAGUGAAGCACCAAUAUGAGACGUGCAAGUGAAGCACGGGGUGUGAGUGAAGCACCUGAGAUUGUGUGAGCAAAUGCGAGUGAAGCUUUGCUACUGUCUGCACGAGUGAAGUGCACUGAGAGUGGUUUGCUAUGUGGCGAGUGAAGUCACGGACUGGCAAGGAUCCACGACUGGCAAGUGAAGUCAGAUGAACGAACAUGGCAAGUGAAGCCAACGGUAGAGAGUUGCUGUUAUGCCCUUAUCAUAUGAUGUUAAAAGAUCAUCUUAUGUGUAUGGCUCUCAAGCACUUGAAGCUAUGAUGCCGGUAGUGCGGCAUGAUGCGGUGUGUGAAACCGCAGGUACGGUGAAGUGAAGCCGUAAGUACAGCGAAUGCGGGAGCAUUCGGACACGGGGGAGCCGUGCAGAUAUGAUUGAGUAUGGAUUUCCGGAUGGAAUUGAUUGCGGUAAAAGACCGUAUUGAUUUGUGCUGAUUAUGGACGAUGCAGUGAGAAAGAGAAAGACGUGAUCUUGAGGACACGAGAACAUGAGACGAUUGCAGUAGCACGAGUAACUACAAGCGAAAAGCGUACGAGGUAUGCAGGGAUUGUUUGUAGCACGUGAUUUGAGGUAGGAGGCUAUUGCGAUACGUAAUUUGAGUAUGGAGUUCUGCCCGCGGGGGAGUGUUGAGAUAUCGGUCAGAACUAUCCAUAAGGGAGAACGUAGGGGAGUUCCGAGAGUGUGUGUGCGAUACACCAUGCAAGGACUUAACCCGGAACCCAUGCGAGGGUAUAAGCCAGAGAGCUACCCGAUAUAGUCAAGUAGUGUGGUACUAUGUAAUGUGCGAAACAG